This is a messenger RNA of Closterium sp. NIES-67, 759 nucleotides long. The record is from the annotation of a GenBank genome assembly. Lineage: Eukaryota; Viridiplantae; Streptophyta; Zygnematophyceae; Desmidiales; Closteriaceae.
UGCCCCACUGCUUCCACAUCCCCUGCCCCACUGCUUCCACAUCCCCUGCCCCACUGCUUUCACAUCUCCUUCCCCACUGCUUCCACAUCCCCUGCCCCACUGCUUCCACAUCCCCUGCCCCACUGCUUUCACAUCCCCUGCCCCACUGCUUUCACAUCCCCUGCCCCACUGCUUCCACAUCCCCUGCCCCACUGCUUCCACAUCCCCUGCCCCAAUGCUUUCACAUCCCCUGCCCCACUGCUUUCACAUCCCCUGUCCCACUGCUUCCACCCACAUCCCCUGCCCCGCUGCUUCCACAUCCCCUGCCCCACUGCUUCCACAUCCCCUGCCCCACUGCUUCCACAUCCCCUGCCCCACUGCUUUCACAUCCCCUGCCCCACUGCUUUCACAUCCCCUGCCCCACUGCUUCCACAUCCCCUGCCCCACUGCUUCCACAUCCCCUGCCCCACUGCUUUCACAUCCCCUGCCCCACUGCUUCCACAUCCCCUGCCCCACUGCUUUAACAUCCCCUGCCCCACUGCUUCCACAUCCGCUGCCCCACUGCUUUCACAUCCCCUGCCCCACUGCUUCCACAUCCCCUGCCCCACUGCUUCCACAUCCCCUGCCCCACUGCUUUCACAUCCCCUGCCCCGCUGCUUCGAUUGCCCCUCUCCCUGCUUCUAUUCCCCCCCUUCCCCCUCACCUGCUAUCCCCCAAUCCCGCCUCCCUGCCUUCCCCUAUGCUUCCAUAGCCCUCCCACCUCACCGCCCCUCCCCCGAU